AUGAAUCAGAAGUUUGAGGAUCUUUGUUAUGCGUGUCGUGUUGGUGAUUUAGAGGACGCCCAGAGGCUAAUAACAGCGGGUGUAAACCCUAAUGCAGUAGAUUCUUUCGAUAAUACACCUUUAUUUCUUGCCAGUCUAUGUGGGCAUGAGUCUGUGGUCAGACUCUUAUUGAGGAGUGGUGCAUCAUGUGAUAGAGAUAGAUAUGAAGGUGCUAGGUGUAUAUAUGGAGCUCUAACAGAUUCUAUUAGGGAUCUGUUGAUACAACAUGAUGUUUCUAAAGCAGUAGAUUUAGCACAGCCUUUCGCCACUCAUCUGUCAUCUCUAUUCAGAGAUCCAUUCGUUGCCACUGAUGAUUUAACUGUAACUGGACAUGAAUCAGUCAGUGCAGGAAAAGAAUUUUCUUGUUUUAAACUCCAUAGAUUUCUUUUGUCUGCAAGAAGUCAGAAACUGAAAAGUCUAUUGGCAAAUGAAUGGUCUGCGUUAGAAUCUGUACCAUUCCCCAUAUAUAUGGUAUCUGAUAAAAUAUUGAUUAUCAUAUUGAAAUAUUUUUAUUUAAUACCGGUGUUACACGAAAUUGGUACUAAUUUAUAUGAUGAUGUUAUCCAGAUUGCUAAUUGGCUAAAUCUGUCACUUUUAUCUGCUAGCCUUGAUAAAUUGAAACAUUUAGCUAGACCUGAUGAAAGAGCAAAUCUAAUUGUUGAAUUUCAGGUUAAAUUUAAUGAUAUGGCAAGAGAAGAUUUGAGACUAUUUGUGAAUGACAAAAUUAUUUUAAAUUCGGUGUUGCUACCAUCCACUGGAAUGGAACAACAUGUACUUCGAAAGGUUGUUUCUGAUUUUAAAACUAAAGGAAUUUAUCCAGAUAUCUAUAUAUUAAUUACAAAUAAAUUAGGAGAGCAAAGACUCUACCCAUGUCAUUUAUCAAUAUUAUUACGAUCUGAUUAUUUUAAAUUAAUGUUCGAAAAUGGUUUUCAAGAAUUUCAGUAUUAUUAUUAUGACAAUAGUUUGUCUUAUAAAGAUAAUAGAAAUUAUUGUCCAAUUAUUUCACUACCCCCUUGCGAUUUCUCUGUAUUUGAUAUUAUAUUGAGAUAUUUUUAUUAUGAUGAAGUUGAUAUUCUAUGGAACCACUCAAUAGAUGUUUUAAUACUAGCCGAUUAUUUACAAGAUAACAGAUUGAAAUCAAUGGCUACGGUUUGUAUCACGAAAUCAAAAGAAAUAUUAGAUAAUUAUUCUAUAUUGGACCUCCUACUCAUUUCUUGGGCUGUAAAGAUGGAAAGAUUGGAACAUUUUUGUGCGAAAUAUUUAGCAAUGAAUCUUUCAAACUUUAUAAAGCUGCAAGAGUUUAAAGAUGCGAUACUACUAAGUUCUAAACGAAUUUCAAGUAGGCAGGAAACUGAUACUAUUGAAUUGGUUGAUGAUAUUAAAUACUAUCUGUUGGAGAAGUAUUCUCUUGAAUUAGAAGAUGUAGAUUAUUUCAACGAAUUAGAUUUAGAUUUUCAAAAAUCUUCUGGUUUCUUAGAUUAUAAAAAUGAUAUUAGACUAUUGGAAGAUUUAUUAACUUCCUUGAAUUUAUUCUCUGAACGUUGA
Henningerozyma blattae CBS 6284 is the source of this 1584-nucleotide messenger RNA. RefSeq lists its product as uncharacterized. The transcript has a single exon. The coding region runs from base 1 to 1584 and encodes 527 amino acids. Gene Ontology annotation, molecular function: protein binding. The record is from RefSeq and is a predicted model, not a curated record. Gene Ontology annotation, cellular component: ubiquitin ligase complex; cytoplasm. NCBI's taxonomy places the organism in Eukaryota, Fungi, Ascomycota, Saccharomycetes, Saccharomycetales, Saccharomycetaceae.